This is a messenger RNA of Gasterosteus aculeatus aculeatus (three-spined stickleback), 3895 nucleotides long. NCBI's taxonomy places the organism in Eukaryota, Metazoa, Chordata, Actinopteri, Perciformes, Gasterosteidae. The record is from RefSeq and is a predicted model, not a curated record.
CUCGCUUUGGUCUCUCCUCUCUCUUUUGUGGAGCUGCUGCAGGACUGGCUAUGGCCGCCGCUACUUCCGGGAUCCGUCAUUUCAUUCGCCCACCGCUCGGCGCUGCGCGCUGACUCCGUUUCUAUAAGCAAGCUAGCAGCCAACCUGCCAACACUCGCUGACACUCACUCAUCUCAGGCUCGCCAGAUAGACCAAAUACCUACGGGGGGAAAGGAAGGAGAGAUCUGAAUCGCGGUCUCUUCGUUUCGACUGCUUUUUCCUCCCUUCUUCUUCUUCCUCUUCUUUUUGCUUCUUCUUCUUCUUUUUUUUUUUUUUUUUUUUUUACAGUGAUAAUAAAACAAGAUAGCGAUCUGGAGGCAUUAAAGGAGACGCGGACUCGCGGGAUGAAAACGGACUAAAAAAGAUUCGUCCUUCUCCUGAACAUCAUCGCCGACCGUCAUUCAUUCAUUACCUUGACAACCUCUGGCUUUGAUUGACAGCCGGAGUGGCAAAAAGCCAUGAGACACGACAGUUUAGUUACAUGCAGGUUGUUGAUGGGCCGAUUGUAACCUUCACUUUGGCGCAUUUUUGCUUCUUUUUUUCUCUCCCCUCCCGUGGAAAGAGGGAAAACAAGAGAAAUUGCAAAACUCCCCGAUGCUACGAUCUCCACUGAACCACACUGGCGAAUAGGAGAAGUCGCAAAGUUGGUCGGAAAACGGAAUCUUGAUCUCUAAAUCACUUUCUGAACGGGGACUGGGAUAUUAAAUAUACGACAGAUUCAGGAGUUUAUUGGAGCGCAGCCCAAUGGCGCAAAGGUACGAUGAGCUGGCCCACUACGGUGGGAUGGACGGAGUCUCGGCGUCGAUGUACGGGGACCCGCACGCUCCCCGGCCGCUUCCCCAGGUCCACCACCUGAACCACGGACCGCCGCUGCACGCCAGCCAGCACUACGGAGCCCACGCUCCGCACCCCAACGUCAUGCCCGCCAGCAUGGGCUCCGCUGUCAACGACGUUUUAAAGAGGGAUAAAGAUCAAAUUUAUGGUCACCCUUUAUUCCCACUGCUCGCACUGGUUUUUGAGAAGUGCGAGUUGGCGACGUGUACUCCGAGGGAGCCCGGCGUAGCAGGCGGCGAUGUCUGCUCCUCAGACUCCUUCAAUGAGGACAUUGCAGUCUUUGCCAAACAGGUCCGAGCAGAAAAACCUUUAUUUUCAUCAAAUCCAGAGUUGGACAAUUUGAUGAUACAAGCCAUACAAGUAUUACGAUUUCACCUCUUGGAAUUAGAAAAGGUUCACGAGCUCUGCGACAAUUUUUGCCACCGGUACAUCAGUUGUUUGAAAGGAAAAAUGCCAAUAGACCUAGUAAUUGACGAACGGGAUGGCAGCUCAAAAUCAGAUCACGAAGAGCUCUCGGGAUCGUCGACUAACCUUGCAGAUCACAACCCAGCUUCCUGGAGAGACCACGAUGACGCCACCUCCACACACUCGGCCGGCACACCGGGGCCCUCCAGCGGGGGACACGCUUCACAGAGCGGCGACAACAGCAGCGAACAAGGAGACGGGUUAGACAACAGCGUUGCAUCGCCCGGCACGGGGGACGACGAUGAUCCCGACAAGGACAAGAAGAGGCAGAAAAAGCGUGGCAUUUUCCCCAAGGUGGCCACUAACAUCAUGAGGGCGUGGCUGUUCCAGCAUCUCACGCACCCAUAUCCUUCCGAAGAGCAGAAGAAGCAGUUAGCCCUAGACACAGGCCUCACCAUCUUACAAGGCCUGCAGAUCGGUCCUUCGGUGCGGCUAUCCCAGUUUGACUGGCCUUCAUCUCUGGAGGAUUCUUGGUUCAUUAACGCCAGGAGAAGAAUAGUACAGCCCAUGAUUGACCAGUCAAAUCGAGCAGUGAGCCAAGGAGCAGCAUACAGUCCAGAGGGCCAGCCAAUGGGCAGCUUCGUUCUGGACGGUCAGCAACACAUGGGGAUCCGACCAGCCGGGCCUAUGAGUGGAAUGGGGAUGAAUAUGGGCAUGGAUGGGCAGUGGCACUACAUGUAACCUCCAUCUUGUAAAGCAAAACGCAAAGAAAAAAAGGGGGAAGUCUGCCAGGCAUGCCAGGGGAGUACGUACCUCAGAGCGGUCCAAUGGGCAUGAGCAUGGCCGCACCAACUUACGCCAACCCUCAUCAGAUGACCCCUCACCUUUCCCAGCUCCGACGCGGACCACAUCUCCAUGCAUACCUGCCUGACCACGCCCACCACCCUCAUCACCAUCCCCACCACGCCAUGCUGAUGCAUGGAGGACCCUCAUCGCAUCCAGGAAUGACCAUGUCUGCACAGAGACCCCCUUUGCUCACCCCCAUUGACCCCAGUGCUGGAGGACAAGGCCUGGACAUCCAUGCCCAAUAGUAUAAGGAAACGUUGCUACCAUGACAACAGCAGCUACUACAAGAAAAACUUUUUUUUUAAAGCAGCAGGCCACAGUAGAUCCUAUUUGGAGACUAUUUUUAAGAAUAAAAAGCAAAUCCUUGUGACCAGAAUUUGACACUAAAGAAACAGAAUUCCAGAUCAGCUGUGAUGAUACUUUUUUUUUUUUUUUUUUUUUUUUUAGACUUGUCAAUUUUGUUACUUUCAUCCAAAACGGAGGACCAAGCUGACAAGAACACUUUGUAAAGUCUUGGGCUUUUGGUAAAGAUCAAGAGAAGAUGUUUUGACGUACACGUGUGCAAAGAAUGGACGGAUGCACACACUCAAAAACACACACUUUUCGCACACUUACUCACACACCAUCAUAAACAUGUUCAGUACACUUUCAUGUGACGCGCUCAAACGCUUCUAAAAUAAAAUCACUCUGGAAGAUUUAAAAAAAAACAACAACAGAAGGACUCCAAGAGUUAUAACUACUGUAGUAUAAAAAGUAUAGAUAAAUAAGUUAAAACUUGUGCAUUUUUCGUUGAUCACAUGGUUUAUGUUUCCUGAGCUAGUUUUAGAAUUAAAGGUUAACCUUUUCUCUCUCACACUGUGUGUGCUCCUUCCUGGAGGAGAAACUGUCUCGCAGCACCGCACUAUAAAGGAAAAAGAAACAACAAGAAGAUGAAACAUCUCAAACCACAGAGGGCAAUCAGGUCCUGUCCCCCAUAAGAACAGGGCAUGAUUGGAGAAGGCUGCUAAAUGACACCGGAUCUCUCCAGAAGAUUCAGUUUGAACAUUUGUCAUGCCCCUCUUUUUUUUGGUUCAUGAAUGAAUGUUGCCCUGUCGGUUUUAAAGGAAAAAAAAAGAAAAAGUUCUUCAUUUGAAUUGCCCAAGCACUGGAUUGUGUUGGUUUUAUACAUUUUUAUUUUAAUAUUGUUUUAUUUUUUUUGUACCCUGGACUCUCAUUGGUAAGAGCCUCUUGAAGGAAGCUUAAUAGUGGAAAAGCAACAUCCUACGGCGCUUCUUCAUCUGCGGAUCAACAUUCUUGCCAUAAGGACAAUACUGACACAGACGUUGAUUCGGCGGCACUGGAGAAGCAUUUGAUGGUUGAUGCACCAAAAAACCUGAAACUUAAAAAAAAAGGAGAAAAAAAAAAACUUAAAUUAUGAACUCAAUGCUUUUUGGGGUGUGGGUGGGUUUGGGGGGAGGGGGGGUGGAGCUGAGAGAAUAUUGUAACAAACUUCGUACAGAGUUCAGUCUAUUAAUUGUUUCAUGUUAGAUAUUCUAUGUGUUUACCUCAAUUGAAAAAGAAUGUUUUUGCUAGUUUCAGAUCUGCUGUGGCAUUGAUAUUGUAUGUCCAUGAAUUCCUUCCUUUUUCAGCACGUGUUCCUCACUAGAUGAUAAGAUGCCGUCUCCCUUAAGCUUUGUCAAAAAUACAUUAAAUACUUGUAUGAGGACUGUGACGUAAUGUUUAAAAGGUGUUCAGUCACAAAUGCUGUAAUAAAUAUUUCAUUUUUGAUUUU